Stomoxys calcitrans (stable fly) is the source of this 1250-nucleotide messenger RNA. RefSeq lists its product as uncharacterized. Gene Ontology annotation, cellular component: mitochondrion. NCBI's taxonomy places the organism in Eukaryota, Metazoa, Arthropoda, Insecta, Diptera, Muscidae. Gene Ontology annotation, molecular function: protein-folding chaperone binding; zinc ion binding. Bases 178 to 708 code for a protein of 176 amino acids. The record is from RefSeq and is a predicted model, not a curated record. Gene Ontology annotation, biological process: protein folding; protein import into mitochondrial matrix; protein stabilization. The transcript has a single exon.
AUCAGCUGUUGUUUGGUAUUUUGCAUGUGAACAUCCAAAUUUGUUAAAUCUUUGCGAAAGGGGUACUAAUCAAAUUCGGGGGCUGAAGUGAGGAAAAGAACAAACAAAAUACGAAAAAAAAACAAUCAAGACAAACCAUCCAAACAAGUCGGAAUGAAUUUGUAAACAAAAAUAACAAUGAAUACGUUGCGUAACAUCUUCAGUUCUCGAACACUUAACUACCUCCGGCAAAAUGGACAAAAUGCCCUUAUUAACAUCACACAACCAGUUGAAAAUGCAGCUACUCCUAAUCUCCAACAAGCUGAUGCUGAUGUAACGAAAAAUGAACAAAGAAGGCCAAAAGAACCUCUGCUCAUACCAAAAACAAUUUUGGAUGCUACAGUGUUUACAGGAAAAAAACUUACCUCAACCACUUCUGGAUCCAUAUCACCAACAACCUUGAAAAACUACCGUCGGAUGAUACGCAAAGUCGAUAUAGUGUACCGUUGUAAACUGUGCAAUACUCGCAAUACAAAGCAAGUCUCCGAACAGGCAUAUACUAGUGGCGUUGUCAUCCUUCAAUGCGACGGAUGCUCUGUGAACCAUUUAAUUAUUGACAACGUUGGAAUGUUUGCCAAUACAAAAGGAAAAUCUUUUGAAGAAGUUCUUGCGGAGAACAGCAGCUGUGUUAAAAUCAUAAAAGUUAAUGAAAAUGGCGACUUAAUUUAGCAUCUGCAUACAUUUGUAUAUACGGCUAAUUUAGCCGUGAUUUGUAUAUUGAUUUUAUUCAGUUUUGGGUUAUUGGUGUUUGUGUCGAUAUUUUUGAAAAGGAAAAUGGCCAGUUUUUUUUUUUUUGUUUUAAAUCCGAUUUGUAUGAUCGAUUAGUCAUUAUCUGGUUGUUUGGGAGAAGUUUUAAAUUCAAAAUAUAUUACCGUUUGUACAAUUUUUACUUUUAUUUGGUCAAAAAUAAACAACUCUUAUCAGCAAACAAAAAACAAAUUUGAUUGGUGAAUCCUUCAGUUAGGUAGCCGCCAACACUCGUGCUUGUGGAACACAUUUAUUCAAUCAAAUUUGUUUUGAAUGCGUAAGGGGCAUGACAAACAAAUUUGCUUAUCAAAAUUAUUUUGCUUCUGUGAUUAGAAACAGACGACUGAAUAUAUAUACCUACAUAUGUAUGUACAUUGUACAUACUAUGUGAAAGGUUUCAUUAAUGUGAUGUCGAAAAUAUUGCCUCAAUAAAGAUACGAUAAGUUGAAUACGACCAUGUUAAA